ACCCGGCGAGCGAGCGACCCCCCUGCGCCCCCGCCGGUCCCGCGGCCCCGCUAUGGGGGGCGGCGGCGGCGGCGGCGAGCGCCGGGCGCUGUGGUUGUGGGUGCUGUGGCUGUGGGUGCCCGCGCGGUGCGGCGGCGCCAUGGACGAGUGCGCGGAGGAGCGGAGCGGGCGGGCGCAGCGCUGCAUGCCCGAGUUCGUGAACGCGGCGUUCAACGCCACGGUGCUGGCCACGCACACGUGCGGGGCGCCGGCCGAGGAGUACUGCGUGCAGACCGGGGUCACCGGCGUCACACAGUCCUGCCACCUCUGCGACGCCGCCCAGCCGCACCUGAGCCACGGGGCCGCCUUCCUCACCGACUACAACAGCCCGGCCGACGCGACCUGGUGGCAGAGCCGCACGAUGCUGGCCGGCGUGCAGCACCCCACCGCCGUCAACCUCACCCUGCACCUGGGGAAGGCCUUCGACAUCACAUACGUGCGCCUGAAGUUCCACACGAGCCGGCCGGAGAGCUUUGCUAUCUACAAGCGCACGCGGGAGGACGGCCCGUGGGUGCCCUACCAGUACUACAGUGGCUCCUGCGAGAGCACCUACCACAAAGUCAACCGUGGCUUCAUCCGCACCGGGGAGGACGAGCAGCAGGCGCUCUGCACCGACGAGUUCAGCGACAUCUCCCCACUCACGGGGGGCAACGUGGCCUUCUCAACGCUAGAGGGGCGUCCCAGUGCCUACAACUUUGACAACAGCCCUGUGCUGCAGGAAUGGGUGACAGCUACAGAUAUUAGAGUGACCCUCAAUCGUCUGAACACAUUUGGAGAUGAAGUUUUCAAUGACCCAAAAGUUCUCAAGUCUUACUACUAUGCAAUUUCGGACUUUGCUGUGGGUGGUAGGUGCAAAUGCAACGGGCACGCGAGCGAGUGUGUGAAGAAUGAGCUUGGGAAGUUGGUCUGCAACUGCAAGCACAACACCUUUGGGGUCGACUGUGAAAAGUGCCUUCCUUUCUUCAACGACCGUCCAUGGAGGAGAGCGACAGCAGAGAGUGCCAACGAGUGCCUGCCUUGUGACUGCAACGGGAGGUCCCAGGAGUGCUACUUUGACCCCGAGCUGUACCGCUCCACGGGCCACGGCGGCCACUGCCGGGGCUGCGCUGACAACACCGACGGCCCGCACUGCGAGCGCUGCAGGGACAGCUUCUACCGCCGGGACAGCGACCAGGGCUGCCAGCCCUGCAGCUGCAACCCCGUGGGCUCCCUCAGCACACAGUGUGACAGCUAUGGCCAGUGCAGCUGCAAGCCCGGCGUGAUGGGGGACAAGUGUGACCGCUGCCAGCCGGGCUUCCACUCCCUCUCUGAAGCUGGGUGCAGACCCUGCUCUUGCAAUCCAUCUGGCAGCACAGGGGAAUGCAAUGUGGAGACAGGGCGGUGUGCAUGCAAGGACAACGUGGAAGGCUUCCACUGUGAGAGAUGCAAACCUGGAUUUUUCCAUCUGGAUUCCUCCAAUCCAAGGGGCUGUACCCCCUGCUUCUGUUUUGGACACUCUUCGGUCUGCACCAGUGCUGUGGGCUACAGUAUCUACAGCAUCACCUCCAACUUCCAGUUUGGAGAGGAUGAGUGGCGUGCUGAGCAGCGUGAUGGCUCAGAAGUCUUACUGCAGUGGAGUGCAGAGACUCGGGAUAUCUCCGUGAUCUCGGACACCUAUUUCCCCAUGUAUUUCGUUGCUCCAGGCAAGUUCUUGGGCAACCAGGUUUUGAGUUACGGGCAAAACCUGACCUUCUCCUUCCGUGUGGACAGACGGGACACGCGGCUCUCUGCAGAGGACCUGGUGCUGGAAGGGGCCGGGCUGAGAGUGUCGGUGCCACUCAUUGCCCAGGGCAACUCUUACCCCAGUGAGAGUGCACAGACCUACACCUUCAGGCUCCACGAGGCUACAGAUUACCCAUGGAGGCCUGCUCUAACAGCAUUUGAGUUCCAGAAGCUUCUCCACAACUUGACUUCCAUCAAGAUCCGCGGGACAUACAGUGAGAGAAGUGCCGGUCACCUGGAUGAUGUCACCAUCACAAGUGCUCGCCCUGGACCUGGUGUGCCCGUGGCCUGGGUGGAGAGCUGCUCCUGCCCCGUGGGAUACGAGGGGCAGUUCUGUGAGCGCUGCACCUCUGGGCACCGGCGAGAGACCCCGAGCCUGGGGCCCUACAGCCCCUGCGUGCCCUGCGCGUGCAACGGGCACAGUGAGACGUGUGAUCCCGAGACAGGCGUGUGCAAUUGCAGGGAUAACACGGCGGGGUCUCACUGUGAGAAGUGCAGUGAUGGGUAUUACGGCGAUGCAACGGCCGGCACAGCCGCAGACUGCCGGCCCUGCCCCUGCCCAGGCAGCUCGAGCUGUGCAAUCGUGCCCCGCACCAAGGAGGUUGUGUGCACCAGCUGCCAGGCUGGCACUACAGGCAAGAGGUGUGAACUGUGUGACGACGCCUAUUUUGGGGACCCACUGGGUGAAAACGGCGCUGUGAGGCCCUGCCGCCUGUGCCAGUGCAACGACAACAUUGAUCCCAACGCCGUGGGGAACUGCGACCGCCAGACCGGGGAGUGCCUCAAGUGCAUCCACAACACUGCCGGCUUCUACUGCGACCGCUGCAAGGACGGCUUCUUCGGGAACCCGCUGGCCCCCGACCCCGCCGACAAGUGCAGAGCUUGUCACUGCAAUCCCUAUGGCACUGUGAAUCAGCAGACGAGCUGCAAUCAAGUGACUGGGCAGUGCGAGUGCCUGUCCCAUGUCACCGGGAGGGACUGCAGUGCCUGCGAGCCUGGAUUCUUCAACCUCCAGAGUGGACGUGGCUGUGAGAGGUGCAACUGCCACGCACUGGGCUCGACCAACGGGCAGUGCGACAUCCGGAGCGGGCAGUGCGAGUGCCAGCCGGGCGUCGCCGGCCAGCACUGCGACCGAUGCGAGGGCAACCACUUCGGCUUUGGCUCCGAAGGCUGCAAACCCUGUGACUGUGAUCCGGAGGGCUCGCGCUCCCUGCAGUGCCAGGAGAACGGCCGCUGCGAGUGCAAAGAAGGCUUCGUGGGGACCCGCUGUGACCAGUGUGAGGAGAACUAUUUCUACAACCGCUCCUGGCCGGGCUGCCAGGAAUGUCCAGCCUGUUACAGAUUAGUGAAAGACAAGGUGGCGGAACAACGCGAGAGGCUGCGGGAGCUGGAAAAUCUGAUAGCAAAUCUGGGUGUAGGAGAAGAGGCCGUGACUGAUCAAGCCUUCGAGGAGAGGUUGAAGCAGGCAGAAAGAGAAGUUAUGGAGUUGCUCCACGAAGCACAAAAAAGCAAAGACGUAGAUCAGGGCCUCAUGGAUCGUCUCAAAGACAUCAACAGCACACUGACAAAUCAGCUCAACAGGUUGAGGAACAUCCAGGGCACAGUGCGGGAGACGGAGAACCUGGCGGAGCAAGCCCGGGUGCGGGUGGAGGACACCGAGGACCUCAUCAGCUUGGCUUCUGACAUGCUGGAGAAGGCAAAGGUGGCAGCUGACAACGUGUCCAUUGCACCUCCGGAGCAAAGUGGGGACCCCAACAACAUGACUCUGUUGGCAGAAGAGGCCCGUAAGCUGGCAGAAAGACACAAAAAAGAAGCUGAUGAGAUUGUUCAUGUAGCCAAGGCUGCAAAUGAUACUUCCACGGAAGCGUAUCAGCUGCUGCUGAAGACCCUGGCUGGAGAAAACCAAACUGCCAUUGACAUUGAUGAGCUCAACCAGAAGUAUAAUCAAGCAAGGAAUAUUUCUCGAGACCUAGAGAAACAGGCCAACAAGGUGCUUGCUGAGGCAGAGGAAGCUGGAAACAGAGCCCUGCAGAUCUACGCUAAUCUCACCAGCCUGCCUUCAGUGGAUUCCACAGGGCUAGAGAAUGAAGCAAAUAAGAUCAAGAAGGAAGCAGAGGAAUUAGAUCAGCUAAUUGCCAGAAAGCUGAAGGAUUAUGAGGACUUGAGAGAAGACAUGAAAGGAAAGGAACUUGAAGUAAAGAACCUCUUGGAGAAAGGGAAGACAGAGCAGCAGACUGCAGACCAGCUCUUGGCUCGAGCAGAUGCAGCGAAAGCCCUGGCUGAAGAAGCUGCUCGGAAGGGCAAUGGCACACUACAAGAGGCCAAUACCAUCCUCAGCAACCUGAAAGACUUUGACAAGCGGGUGAAUGAUAACAAGACGGCGGCUGAGGAGGCACUGAAGAAGAUCCCUGCCAUCACACAGACCAUUGCUGAAGCCAACAACAAGACGCGCCAGGCGGAGCUGGCGCUGGGCAACGCUGCUGCUGAUGCCCGUGAGGCCAAGGCUAGAGCAGAUGAUGCUGAGAAAAUCGCCAGCUCUGUUCAGAAGAGUGCUGCUGCUACCAAAGCUGAAGCCGACAAGACUUUUGCCGACGUGACGGGGCUGGCCAGGGAGGUGGAUGACAUGAUGAAGCAGCUGCAGGAUGCAGAGAAAGAGCUUAAGCGGAAGCAGGCGGAUGCUGAGCAAGAUAUGAUGAUGGCAGGCAUGGCCUCACAGGCUGCCCAGGAGGCAGAAGAUAAUGCCAGGAAAGCAAAGAACUCUGUGAACAGCCUACUCACUGUCAUUAAUGACCUGCUGGAUCAAUUAGGGCAACUGGAGACGGUGGACUUGAACAAACUGAAUGAAAUUGAGGGUACCCUGAACAGUGCCAAAGACCAGAUGAAAGACAGCGACUUGGACCAGAAAGUGUCUUUCCUUGAGAGAGAAGCCAAGAAGCAAGACGAUGCGAUACAGGCCUACAACAGGGACAUUGAAGAGAUCCUGAAGGACAUUAGCAAUCUGGAAGACAUCAGGAAGACCUUGCCAUCUGGCUGUUUCAACACCCCGUCCAUUGAGAAACCCUAAGGGUGCACUGGGGGUGGGGGGUAUUCCCCCCGAGCGGUGGUUCGGCUCCGGAGUGCCUUAACACACAGUACCUUCUCCAAAUCCCCACCUCUUCGCUGCUCACAGCCACUGUUUUCUUGUUCAAAUCAGGAUAAGUUGAAAGAUUUUUUUUUUUAAUUAUUAUUAUUAUUUUUUUUGAGAAGCAAAUUAAAUAUCCGUCUUUGGGCAUCAAAGGGGUUUUUUUUUUUAUAUAGAUUGUUUUCCUGAGCACUCCACCUUUGCCCCUUCCUCAGACACAGUUUCUCUUUGAUUAGUGCAAAGAUGAGAGAUGCUCUGGACUCUUUAUACUGUGGUUCAGAAAUAACCAUGUGAGCUGUACACAGCAAGGCAAAACUAACCCAACUUUCCUCCCUUUGACUGUAAAAUCCUCAGUCCCAGAGCUCUCUGUUCCUAUGAAGGAAGGGGAUGGCUGCCAAAGUAUUACUGUAAUGGCCAGUAAAGCUGCACUCUCAGAUCUCUGUUCCCAACUUCUAACCCUGUGAAUUUAUUGUUUUCAUCCUUACCUAGUGGCCAAUCCGACGGCGUUGGUAGCCUUUGACAAAAUAGCUGAAGCCUCUUUCUGAAAUGCUUUCUGUGAUGAUGCAUUGCUCUGAGGAAAAGGCAGCCUCUGAUUGGAGCUGUUUGGGAAGAUGGGAUACUGGUGGAGUGGUGGAUCUUACCAGCCCCACUCCUCAUCUGUGGAAAAGUUUUGGGUCCAGUCUGAAAGCUGCUGCCUGCUGGGUAGUCCAGACUGCCAGAGCAUGGAAGCCAUGAGCUGCCUUCCCAUCCGUUGCUACUGAAUUGCCAGAGGAUCUGGUUUUUUAGGCUUGGAAUGUCUGACUGACAGAUGAGUUUGUUCAAGCAGGACAAGUUUUGCUCAAGAGGAGGGCUGCCAUCCAGAGGGCUCUGACAGCUGCACUGGCCUUCACGCCAACUGUCUUUGGGUGGGGAAGGAAGGAGGCAUAUGAGUGGAAAUGGGAAAAGUCUGUCUUUCUCCCCAUCUUUUUCCUGAAGGAGGACAGUGGCAUUUUUAUAUCUCUUGGCAUUGCUCUGGCCUUUUGCCUGUUUUUAAGCUGGCGGGAAGAGCUGGAAUUUUCCAGUGCCCUCCUUUCUUUUUGCCUCCCGGUCACCGUAAAGCCACCACAGCACAGGGGCUUCAGGCCAGGCUCAGGUGGCAGCUCUGCAUUUCACAGCUCCCACCUUCUUCCCUGGCAGGCUCCCUCCCCAGGUAGUGCUUCCCAGCUGCUCACUGGUGCUGGGUGGGAGUGCCAGGGAGAGCAUCCUCUGGGCUUCCUCCUUGUCUCCAGCCUGGCAUCCCUCCCCCCCUCCCUGAGGCCUAGUAUAUAUCUAUCCUUAAACACUAUGCAACUUUGUAUGUUUGCGUAGCGGGGAAGAAAUUAUUAUCUGACACACACUGGUGCUAUUAAUUAUUUCAAAUUUAUAUUUUUUGUGUGAAUGUGAUUUUUUUUUUCCGUUUUUUUUUUUAAAUCAUGAUUAUAGUGUGAGGAAGUCUCUCGUGUGUGCGUAUGUGUGUGUAAAUAUACUCAGCCAUGUUUCCAGAAUGGCACAGCCUGGCCUCCUCCAUGUGCUCUCCCCUGUAGCCAAUCAGGGUGCAUGCAUUGUGUAUCGCUUCUCUCUGUAUCAUUCCCUUGAAACUUGGGAUUUCUCCCAGCUGGGCUCCUGCUUUCUUCCUUCUCCUGUAUCCUCAGCGCCCUUCAAUAACCACUUUGCUUGUCGGGUGGAUGUCUUCCAGCCCUCCCGGCCAAGCCAGCCCUGCCCCACGGUGCUCACAGCACCCCGUUCCGUGUGCCUUGUCCCUUGGGAUGCUGCACCAGGACAGGGGCAGGAGCUGUGGCUUUGCAGCUGGGCUGUGAGGAGCUGUAGCACGGCUGGGACACUGGACCCAGCGCUGAGUGGUCGGAGAGCUGGACUCGGGGACAUCCUGAUACCACUGUGUGAGGCAGGAGGCUCGGUGCGCCCUUGGGGACGGCACUGCUGGGCGGGGGGUGAUCCCAGCAAAUCCCGCUCUUGUACCCCUUCCAUUAGAGAUUCUGGCAUUUACCAGCUUGGGAUUUCCCUCCUGCCUGCAAACACACCUGGAGGAGAGCUUGCUGGCUCGCUGGCUGCUCUGGUCAGAUGGCUGUAACCGCGUCACCUCUGCCAAGGCUGUGAGAAGAGCAGAUGCGAAGAUGCGCGCAUGCCCUGGCUGACCUCAGGCCUAAGGCUUUCUUCUCUUGGUUUUUUUUUCUUGUUUUUUUUUUUCCUUAAGCUGUUUUUAACAGAAUUUUAUUUUUAAAUAAAAGAAAAAAUCUUUAUAAGCGAUCUCUUAAUCACUACUGCAUUACAGCCAUUAAUCAUUGUAUAAGUCCAGUUAUUUCUUUACGUAAUGUGAUGACGCGACAGCUGCUGGUGGAGUGCUGGAUGUCAGUCCCUUCAUCACCUUGUUCCUGACCGUGGCCCCCUCAGUACGUGCCUUCACUCCAGCUUUUUUUGCCUUAAUCUGUGGUCUUGCUGUCUGGGGCGGUGAACAAAAUGCAACACUUGCAGUUUUUAUGUAUAAAACAGUAUUUCUUAUUUAUAAUAAAGUCUGAAUAUUUGUAACCCCUUA
Messenger RNA from Pseudopipra pipra, 7490 nucleotides. It is a transcript of the gene LAMC1, whose product is annotated as laminin subunit gamma 1. Bases 53 to 4864 code for a protein of 1603 amino acids. NCBI's taxonomy places the organism in Eukaryota, Metazoa, Chordata, Aves, Passeriformes, Pipridae. The transcript has 28 exons. Gene Ontology annotation, cellular component: basement membrane. Gene Ontology annotation, biological process: animal organ morphogenesis; substrate adhesion-dependent cell spreading; tissue development. The record is from RefSeq and is a predicted model, not a curated record.